AUGCCGGCUCCAAGGCCAUCUCAGAGCGCAGAGGCCGCCCGCGCCGCUGCCGCUCAGGCCGAAUUCAACGAGAAGAAAUGGGUCUGGGUCCCCGACGACAAAGACGGCUACCUCGCAGGCUGGGUCGUAAAGGAAGAAGAUGACACGGGCGAAGUGGUUAUGGCUGCUGGAGGAGAGGUCCGUGUC
This is a messenger RNA of Trametes versicolor FP-101664 SS1, 186 nucleotides long. RefSeq lists its product as uncharacterized. Gene Ontology annotation, cellular component: myosin complex. The annotation marks the transcript as partial. Gene Ontology annotation, molecular function: cytoskeletal motor activity; ATP binding; actin filament binding. Lineage: Eukaryota; Fungi; Basidiomycota; Agaricomycetes; Polyporales; Polyporaceae. The record is from RefSeq and is a predicted model, not a curated record. The transcript has a single exon.